Messenger RNA from Eremomyces bilateralis CBS 781.70, 1269 nucleotides. RefSeq lists its product as uncharacterized. The coding region runs from base 1 to 1269 and encodes 422 amino acids. The record is from RefSeq and is a predicted model, not a curated record. The transcript is spliced from 3 exons. NCBI's taxonomy places the organism in Eukaryota, Fungi, Ascomycota, Dothideomycetes, Eremomycetales, Eremomycetaceae.
AUGACGGAUCGUCAAAGUGCGUGUACAAUAGAGAGCUUCACGAGCUUGACUGACAGUCCCUUCGCCACAGCAUCAACCUCCAGUUCUGGUUCGACUGGGACGCCGUCCAUACCCAGUCUCCAUCGCGACCAAAGUUGGACGGCUUACUGCCUUCGGUCGAGGGACUCCUGCAAAGACCUCGGAACGCUCACUGCUAUUAACCGUGCUAGCAUGAAGAUGACUCCGAACGGAAAGUCAUCUUCUGCUGGCACACCGAGCGAAUCUGUCUUCACACCCUCACCCCCCCCACAAAGCACCAACCCAACGAGCAGGUCAUAUUAUUCGGCGUUGAGAGCCCGUAAGAGGGAGUUGGAUGAGCAUCUGGUUUCUCGAAGUUCUUCAGUCCAAGCUACCAACGGCAGUGGAUCGGAUAUCGAAGCAAAGAAACGCAAGCGUAGAAGGGAUGCGGACCUAGAACUGCAGCGGCAGAGAGACAUGGACUUGGCCGGGUUGAUUGGAACUGUCACCAAGGAAGAUUACGGCAGCUCCGUAAAACCGCCACGAUCGAGCAGAUCGUCUCGGCCUCGCUCACGUACUGAGGUCAUCCAGGUUGUCCAAGUCCAUGAGCCGGAAGGUCAACCCAGAGAGUUCUCGAUAGAAACCUCGGCACAAAAUCUUGGUCUUGGUCAUCGUCAACGAUCAUUCAGCAUGAUCAAUGACCCCCAAGAAUCGGAAGAGGUAUCCGAAGAAACACAGCAGGGUGCCGGUAAUUCCUGGCUUUUGUGGACAUGGCUGCUUGCCCUGUUGCUGUUUGCCGUCUUUCUUGCUGUGUGUGGCAUCAUGGUCUACUAUGAAGUCGUGGUUGCCCGUCGUGUUGGCGGCGACCAUCGUCCGUCUGUUCUUCGACUGUGCCGCGGCUACCAAGGCGCGUCGACUCAUGGAGGGUUCAUUUCGUAUCGCGGUCUUUCGGUGCUGUGGUCGGGUUGUUUGGGGUCCACAUCCUUCCUCCUCUUGUCUGGUUGCUGCGGAUGUGCUGAUUUCUUCCUGGGUAUAAAAAGUUUCGAUAUUGUUCCCUUCACUAAAGGGGAGAACUGCGGUGCAACUGCCAAUGGGUUUCAGAACGGGAGGAUUCAAAACCGGAGGUUGAACAUCAUGGUUCAAAUGCGGGUCCCCUUCUCUACAGGUCGUCGGGGUAUCGUCAUGGUACUAGUAGAUCGUGCUUCCCGGACUAGCCUCAUUGCUGCUUCAGCAUGGUUUAAGUUAGCCUCUGUCGAAAUAAAACUCGAAUAA